CCCCCUUACGCCUUAUACACCUCCCCUCUCUCUGUCCUCUCUCCACAGGGAAGUUUUUGUGGAGUCCGACUCCCUGCUCAGUCCACAUUUCCUCUGUGUUGUAGGGGGGUGGGCAGAGCUGCAGGCAGGACCCAGAUGUGGACAAAGGGCUGCGAGUGAGUUGCCAAACUGGUGCCCAGUCCACUCUUCAGAGGCUCUUCGACGAACUGAGCAAAUGGAGUCCCACUAGCCCGCAAGGUGCUGCUGCUGCCCUUCACCAUGGAUGACGCCAACUGGACGUCUGUCUCUGAGUUCGUACUCCUGGGCCUCUCUGAACUUGAGGCUCUGCAGCCGCUGAUCUUCACAGGGUUCCUGGUGACGUAUCUUCUGAACCUAGUUGGAAACUCCAUGCUGGUGGGGCUGGUGUGGACGGACCCCCAGCUCCAUAGCCCCAUGUAUUUCCUCAUCAGCCAGCUUUCCAUGGUGGACAUGGGCAUGGUCUCCAUCAUCCUGCCCCAGGCUCUGGUGCACGUCUUGAGCCAGCACCGGGCCAUCCCUUUUGUCAGCUGCAUGGCCCAGCUCUUCAUCUACAUGGUGGUUGUUAACAUGGAGGGCUACCUGCUGGCUGCCAUGGCCUACGACCGCUACUUGGCCGUCUGCGACCCGCUGCGCUACGCCACCGUGGUGACACUGUCCCUGUGCCUUAAGAUGGCGGCUGCUUCAUUGGCCGUGGUGAUCCCGCAUGGCCUGCUGCACACCAUCAUGGCUGCCCAGCUGCAUUACUGCGGCAACCGCCUGCAGCAUUUCUUGUGUCACAUGCAAUCUCUGAUGAGUCUCUCCUGCACCCGGCCCGUUACUAAGGAGCUGGUGGUCUCCACCGAGGGAGUCUUGGUGGUGGAAGCCCCUUUUGCCUUCAUCCUAGCCUCCUACACCCGUAUCGGGGUGGCCGUGGCCCGCCUGCGCUCUGCCCAAGCCCUGCACAAGGCCCUCUCCACCUGCGGCUCCCACCUGACCGUGGUGACUCUUACGUACAGCACCGUGGUCUGGCUCUACUACCACGCAGACUCCAGCAACACGCCAGGGCAAAAACAGCAAGUGACCUUCUUGUACACCUCAGUGGUGCCCACCCUGAACCCCCUCAUCUACAGCCUGAGGAACAAGGACGUGGCCGCCGCCCUGAGGAGGGCAAAGAGGAAGGUCCUGACUUGGGGCACCUGAGUCCAGCCCACGGUUCUAUCGUGGCACUGGGUAUGGACUUUCCACCUGAGAGAUGUCUGGGAAACCUUCCCUCUUAUCUGCCCCAGAAUACCUAGGCUCUUUUCAUACAUGAGGGUGGUGUAAUUAACACAAAUGUAGGGUCACACCCAGCUACACAUACAGAAGUACACGCAGCCCAAGUCUUUCCAUGGAAAAGGGGGUCCACUAAGGACAUGGCCACACGGCAUCAGCCCCAAGCCUGUAUCAUUUAACUUUACAUAUAACGUUGUUACACAUAUUUUAGAAUGACACUAAUGUCCAGCAGAUUAUGAGUUUUCAAGCCAUUCCGCACAAAGGCUUUGUACAAAGACAUCAUAGUCUUGAAUAAAGGAUGAACAUCAGGCUCAGCCUG
Pelodiscus sinensis (Chinese soft-shelled turtle) is the source of this 1588-nucleotide messenger RNA. The record is from RefSeq and is a predicted model, not a curated record. Lineage: Eukaryota; Metazoa; Chordata; Testudines; Trionychidae.